Molecule: messenger RNA, 5351 nt
Organism: Dicentrarchus labrax (European seabass)
Lineage: Eukaryota; Metazoa; Chordata; Actinopteri; Moronidae
Product: NACHT, LRR and PYD domains-containing protein 12-like
Exons: 14
Coding region: 6-3905 (1299 amino acids)
Molecular function (GO): protein binding
Source: RefSeq, a predicted model, not a curated record
GGAAGAUGAGUGUUUGUGUGGAGGAAGAGGAGGACAGAGCAGAGUCUCCAGUGUCCAGCUGUCUGUCUAUGAAGAGUGAUUACUCCAAAGAUGAGCCUCCAUUCUUCAGUAAUGAACCUAGACCCUCAGACACAAAAGAGAGGAAGAGGAGUCAUGUUUCUAUCGAGGAGCAGCUGUCCUGCUGUGUUUUGUGUCAGGACGUCCUGAAGGAUCCAGUCUCUAACAGCUGUGGACACUGGUUCUGCAGACAAUGCAUCACCUCAUACUGGGACCAGUCUGCUUCAUCAGGAGACUCCUCCUGUCCCCAGUGUGGAGAAAGAUCCAGAAAAAGAGCUGGACUGCAGACAGCCAGUCAGACCAGUUCUGUACAAAUGAGUGGUGGUCUGCAGGAGGUUUUAGAUGAACAUAAGAUCAGUCUGCAGACGAGGUGUAAACAUGUGACUGAAGGAACUGAUGAAACAGGAAGUGGAACCCUCCUCAACAGGAUCUACACUGAGCUCUACGUCACAGAGGGACAGAGUGAAGAUGUUAAUACCGUACAUGAGGUGAUGCAGCUUGAGACAGCUCCCAAGAAGAAGACCCUCCAUGACACUCCAAUCAAGUGCCACGAGAUCUUUAAAACCUUACCUGACCAACAGAGACACAUCAGAGUGGUUCUGACGAACGGCGUCGCUGGCGUUGGAAAAACCUUCUCAGUGCAGAAGUUCACUCUGGACUGGGCAGAGGGCUUGGAAAACCAAGAUGUCACUCUGGUGGUUCUGCUUUCGUUCAGGGAGCUGAACCUGAUCAAAGAUGAGCAGUUCAGUCUUCUCAGGCUGCUCCAUGUUUUCCAUCCAACAUUACAGAAGGUCACAGCAGAGCAGCUCACUCUCUGUAAACUUUUGUUCAUCUUUGACGGCCUGGAUGAAAGCAGACUUUCACUGGAUUUCCACAACAAGGAGGUUGUGUCUGACGUCACACAGAAGUAUUCAGUCAAUGUGCUGUUAACAAACCUCAUCAAGGGGAAUCUGCUUCCCUCGGCUCUCGUCUGGAUAACUUCCAGACCUGCAGCAGCCAAUCAGAUCCCUCCUGAAUGUGUUGACAGGGUAACAGAAGUACAAGGCUUCACUGAUGCCCAGAAGGAGGAGUACUUCAGGAGGAGAGUUAGUGAUGAAGAUCUGUCCAGCAGAAUCAUCUCACACGUCAAGACUUCCAGGAGCCUCCACAUCAUGUGUCUAAUCCCAGUCUUCUGCUGGAUCACUGCUACAGUUCUGGACCACAUGUUGACUACAGACCAGAGAGGAGAGCUGCCCAAGACCCUGACUGACAUGUACUCACACUUCCUGCUGGUUCAGACAAAGAGGAAGAAGCAGAAGUAUGAUGAGGGACAUAAGAAGAGUCCACAGGAGCUGAUGGAGGCUGACAGGGAAGUUCUUCUGAAGCUGGGGAGGCUGGCGUUUGAACAGCUGGAGAAAGGAAACAUCAUGUUCUACCAAGAAGACCUGGAGCAGUGUGGUCUUGAUGUCACGGAGGCCUCGGUGUACUCAGGAGUUUGUACAGAGAUCUUCAAAAAAGAGAGUGUGAUCUUCCAGAAAACAGUCUACUGCUUUGUUCAUCUGAGCAUUCAGGAGUUUCUAGCUGCAGUCUACAUGUUCCACUGUUACACCAACAGGAACACUGACGUUCUGGAGGACUGUGUGGGUCAAAAUGUUCAUUCAUCCCUGAAUGUCUUCCUUUGGAAAGCCAUGGAGAAAUCCCUUGAAAGUAAAAAUGGCCACCUGGACCUGUUUGUUCGCUUCCUUCAUGGCCUCUCUCUGGAGUCCAACCACAGACUCUUAGGAGGCCUGCUGGGUCAGAUAGACAACAGUCCAGAAACUAUCCAGAGAGCCAUCAACAACCUGAAGAAGAUGAACAGUGAUGAUAUCUCUCCUGACAGAAGCAUCAACAUCUUCCACUGUCUGAUGGAGAUGAACGACCACUCAGUCCAUCAGGAGAUCCAAGAGUUCCUGAAGUCAGAGAACAGAUCAGAGAAGGAACUCUCUGAGAUCCACUGCUCAGCUCUGGCCUACAUGCUGCAGAUGUCAGAGGAGGUUCUGGAUGAGUUGGACCUGCAGAAGUUCAACACAUCAGUGAAGGGAAAACUGAGACUGAUUCCAGCUGUGAGGAACUGCAGAAAGGCUCAACUUUCUGGCUGUAGACUCUCAGAGACUCACUGUGCAGUUGUGGCCUCAGCUCUGAAGUCCAACCCCUCCCAUCUGAGAGUGCUGGACCUGAGUAAAAACAAGCUGCAGGAUUCAGAUGUGAAGCUGUUGUGUGCUGGACUGAAGAGUAAAAACUGUAGACUGGAGACUCUGAGAUUGCGUGAGUGCUGGUUGUCAGAGAUCAGCUGUGAUUAUCUGGUCUCAGCUCUGAAGUCCAACCCCUCCCAUCUCAGAGAGCUGGAGUUGAUUAACAAUGAGCUGCAGGAUUCAGGAGUGAAGCUGCUGUGUGGUUUUCUGGAGAGUCCACACUGUAGACUGGAGACUCUGAGAUUGAGGUACUGCAGGUUGUCAGAGAUCAGCUGUGAUUAUCUGGUCUCAGCUCUGAAGUCCAACCCCUCCCAUCUGAGAGAGCUGAACCUGGGUAACAACAAUCUGCAGGAUUCAGGAGUGAAGCGGUUGUGUGAUCUUGUGAAGACUCUGAGGACUCUGAGAUUGAGGGACUGCAGUUUGUCAGAGAUCAGCUGUGAUAAUCUGGUCUCAGCUUUGAAGUUCAACCCCUCCCAUCUGAGAGAGCUGGAGCUGAGUCACAACAAUCUGCAGGAUUCAGGAGUGAAGCUGCUGUGUGGUUUUCUGGAGAGUCCACACUGUAGACUGGAGACUCUGGGAUUGAGUCACUGCAGUUUGUCAGAGAUCAGCUGUGAUUAUCUGGUCUCAGCUCUGAAGUCCAACCCCUCCCAUCUGAGAGAGCUGGAGCUGAGAGAAAACAAACUGCAGGAUUCAGGAGUGAAGCUGCUGUCUGAUCUUGUGGAGAGUCCACACUGCAGACUGGAGACUCUGAGAUUGUGGGACUGCAGUUUGUCAGAGAUCAGCUGUGAUUAUCUGGUCUCAGGUCUGAAGUCCAACCCCUCCCAUCUGAGAGAGCUGAACCUGGGUAACAACAAGCUGCAGGAUUCAGGAGUGAAGCUGCUGUGUGGUUUUCUGGAGAGUCCACACUGUAGACUGGAGACUCUGAGAAUGAGGAACUGCAGUUUGUCAGAGGUCAGCUGUGAUAAUCUGGUCUCAGCUCUGAAGUCCAACCCCUCCCAUCUGGGAGAUCUGGACCUGAGUAAGAACAAUCUGCAGGAUUCAGGAGUGAAGCUGCUGUGUGGUUUUCUGGAGAGUCCACACUGUAGACUGGAGACUCUGAGGUUGUGGGGCUGCAUUUUGUCAGAGAUCAGCUGUGAUUAUCUGGUCUCAGCUCUGAAGUCCAACCCCUCCCAUCUGAGAGAGCUGGACCUGAGUGACAACAAGCUGAAGGAUUCAGGAGUGAAGCUACUAUGUGGUUUUCUGGAGAGUCCACACUGUAGGCUGGGGACUCUGAGAUUGGGGGACUGCAGUUUGUCAGAGAUCAGCUGUGAUCAUCUGGUCUCAGCUCUGAAGUCCAACCCCUCCUAUCUGAGAGUUCUGGAGCUGAGCUUCAACAACCUGCAGGAUUCAGGAGUGAAGCUGCUGUGUGGUUUUCUGGAGAGCCCACACUGUAGACUGGAGACUCUGAGAUUGAGGGGCUGCAGCUUGUCAGAGAUCAGCUGUGAUUAUCUGGUCUCAGCUCUGAAGUCCAACCCCUCCCAUCUGAGAGAGCUGAACCUGGGAGCAAACUACCUGCAGGGUUCAGGAGUGAAGCUGCUGUCUGAUCUUGUGGAGAGUCCACACUGUAGACUGGAGACUCUGGAGACACUGAGGAAAUAAAGCUGGAUUCCAGCUGACAGCAUUACAAGAUGUACAGAGACAGUGGUCCUCAUUCAUCAAACUGUUGUAACAUCAAAUCUGAUCUCAAAGUGUAGAGUGGAGAGGAGAGCUUCAUCCAGCAGUGACUGACAGAGGUAUCACAACCAGUGGAGAUGACUCUCGUAGCUGCAGUCUGAACUGCUCUAAGAUAUCAUCAGUGUAUCUGGACUACUCUGCUGCUGCCCUGUGGAAAGAUGGAGAUUUGCAGUUAAUUUCCACAUUAUACUUCUAAUUGAUUUUGGUAUUUGAUGUGAAAAAUCAUAAGAAAAAAAUAAGGGAAGGAAGAUCUUGCAGAUUUAUCUGUGUGCCCAUUUUCUGUCCAUCUGUCAAUGCUCCGUCGCUCAGUUGUGUGAUAAAGUAGUCUACUAUUACUGUUGGGUUUUUUGUUCUAUCCACACAACAUAGUGACUAAAAUCAUCAGUGCAACCACUGAUGGCUAUGCAUGGCUUCUGCUUAUCAUACAAAUCCACAUGCCAUAGCACUUUGGGACCUUUGUUGUGGGACUCCCUGUGAAUCAGUCGCCAUUCCUGCCUGUAUGUACGACACCAAAUGGGGAGGGGUCACCACCAAAACAGUCUGAUCAUUAAUCGUAAUAAUCAUAAUGUUAUACACAGGGCACAGCGCCUGCUGUUAUCAGAUUUUACUGUCAUUUAUGAUUGUGUAUAUCUGUCCUCUCCUCUGUAGGACAGCCAGCAGGACUCACAGGCUGCAUCCCAAGUCUCUUAGACUUAAAAGAUUAUCUUUAAUCUCGAAACAUCUACUUUAUUCUCAAUAUUUAGACUUUAUUCUCAAUAUUGAGACUUUAUUCUCAAUAUUUAUAAUUUAUUUUCAAUAUUUAGACUUUAUUCUCAAAAUGCAAAAUGCAAACAAAUCUUCCACCUUCCACUUUAUUUUUUACUCAUGUGUGGCCCUCAUACUCUUUUGUAAAUACCAGACUUUUCUCAUAGUUUAACAGAUAACUGUUUGUAACAAAAAGAUAAAACCUGUUGAAAGUUCGGAUUUAAACGAAGCUUAUAUAUCUUUAAUCUUUUAAAAUAGUCUAUUUUUCUAGUAUAUCCAAACAGAUUGUGUUGUUGCAGUUAUUGAUGCUAUUUAUCUAUUUUCAUUUUGUUAUUUGGUCCAUUGUUAAAUAUUGAUUAGUUACUUAAAGUUACUGAAAUAUCUGGAUUUUGGUGAGAAGUCAGUGCUGUGUUGAACACUGGUCACACAUUGAACACCAGAACAUUUGUACAGCAUACAGACAAGUUUUUUCUUUUGACACGAAAUCAGUCUGCAAACAUAUGUUUAGAAUUUAUGUAAUGUGUCAUUAUUAGCAAUUAUAAUCAUCUAUGUGUAUAUAUUUGUUCUGUUUUCUCAUAUUGUAUCAAAAACACAAAUCUGUAUAUUAAAAUCACAUCUUACUUUUGA